Messenger RNA from Myotis brandtii (Brandt's bat), 1150 nucleotides. Its product is annotated as eukaryotic initiation factor 4A-I-like. The transcript has 3 exons. Gene Ontology annotation, cellular component: cytoplasmic stress granule. The record is from RefSeq and is a predicted model, not a curated record. Gene Ontology annotation, molecular function: translation initiation factor activity; RNA helicase activity; ATP binding. NCBI's taxonomy places the organism in Eukaryota, Metazoa, Chordata, Mammalia, Chiroptera, Vespertilionidae. Gene Ontology annotation, biological process: cytoplasmic translational initiation.
AUGUCUGAGAGUCAAGAUCCCUGAUCCAGAGACAAUGGCCCCGAUGGAAUGGAGCCUGAAGGCGUCAUCGAGAGUAACUGGAAUGAGAUCGUUGACAGCUUUGAUGACAUGAACCUCUCAGAGUCCCUCCUCCGUGGCAUCUACGCCUAUGGUUUUGAGAAGCCCUCUGCCAUCCAGCAGCGAGCCAUUCUUCCUUGUAUCAAGGGUUAUGAUGUGAUCGCUCAAGCCUAAUCUGGGACAGGAAAAACAGCCACUUUUGCCAUAUCGAUUCUGCAACAGAUUGAAUUGGAUCUAAAGGCCACUCAGGCCUUGGUCCUGGCACCUACUAGAGAAUUGGCACAGCAGAUACAGAAGGUAGUCAUGGCUUUAGGAGAUUACAUGGGUGCCUCCUGCCAUGCCUGCAUUGGUGGUACCAACGUGCGUGCAGAGGUGCAGAAGCUGCAGAUGGAAGCUCCCCAUAUCAUCCUGGGCACCCCAGGAUGUGUAUUUGACAUGCUUAAUCGCAGAUACCUGUCUCCCAAAUACAUCAAGAUGUUUGUACUGGAUGAAGCUGACAAAAUGUUAAGCCGUGGGUUCAAGGACCAGAUCUAUGACAUAUUCCAAAAGCUCAACAGCAACACCCAGGUGGUAUUGCUGUCAGCUACAAUGCCUUCCGACGUGCUUGAGGUGACCAAGAAGUUCAUGAGGGACCCCAUUCGGAUUCUUGUCAAGAAGGAAGAGUUGACUCUGGAGGGUACCUGUCAAUUCUACAUCAAUGUGGAAAGAGAGGAGUGGAAGCUGGACACAUUGUGUGAUUUAUAUGAAACCCUCACCAUCACCCAGGCAGUCAUCUUCAUCAACACGCAAAGAAAGGUUGAUUGGCUCACUGAGAAGAUGCACGCCCGAGACUUCACCGUCUCUGCCAUGCAUGGAGACAUGGACCAAAAGGAACGAGAUGUAAUCAUGAGGGAGUUCCGCUCUGGCUCUAGCAGAGUAUUGAUUACCACUGACCUGCUGGCCAGAGGCAUUGAUGUGCAGCAGGUUUCUUUAGUCAUCAACUAUGACCUUCCCACCAACAGGGAAAACUAUAUCCACAGGUGAGUGUGUUUGCCCAGCCCUCAUGCCCAGUCCUCGCUGGGCUGAAGCUUGUUUUCUCUUUACUGUGUCCCCA